Truncatella angustata is the source of this 1641-nucleotide messenger RNA. Its product is annotated as Nin one binding Zn-ribbon like-domain-containing protein. Lineage: Eukaryota; Fungi; Ascomycota; Sordariomycetes; Amphisphaeriales; Sporocadaceae. Gene Ontology annotation, cellular component: preribosome, small subunit precursor. Gene Ontology annotation, biological process: maturation of SSU-rRNA; ribosomal small subunit biogenesis. The coding region runs from base 39 to 1568 and encodes 509 amino acids. The transcript has a single exon. Gene Ontology annotation, molecular function: RNA endonuclease activity. The record is from RefSeq and is a predicted model, not a curated record.
CAUGUACUUCUGCCAGCCGCCACCGCUCAAAUUUUCAAAUGUCACCCCCCCGCCAAUACUGUAGCGAAUUUUGGGCGUCAAACUCGAGAUUCAACCCCACCAUCAAAUCCUCCAGACAGCACAUCCUGUUGGCAUUCCAAGCUACGAUGGAGAAUACAGAGCCCCAACAAGCGACAGAAGCGUCGCAGGUGCAGUCACAGCCGGUUGGUUCUCAACAAGAGGCCCCACGUACCUGGAAACCGAUCCAUGCUCUCAUCAUCGAUACCGGCCCUCUCAUCAAGAACGACCCUCCAGUCAGUACGCUUCUGGCGCAAGCCGAAGAAUUAUACACACUGCCAUCCAUCCUUCCCGAAAUCAAAGAUGUCGAAACACGACGACGAGUUGAGACGCAACUGCUGCCCUUCCUGAAGCUGCGCAGCCCCAAGCCCGAAAGCGUCAAGUUCGUACAGGACUUUGCACGGCGCACUGGUGAUCUCGAGGUUUUGAGCAGACCAGAUUUGCACCUGAUCGCUCUCGCAUACGAGCUGGAGUGCGAACGCAAUGGUGGAGACUGGAGGUUGCGCAAGGAGCCGAACCAGAAGAGGACAAAUGGCAAAUCACCAGCACAGCUUGCGAAAGAGGAGGCCGAGGGUAAACAACAAGAGACCACUAGCGACAAUAACAACAACGAUCAGGAUACGGGCCUGUUGAAGCCUGCAGAGCUGUCUGGGGAAACACCUCGGGGUGGUACAGAACAAGUAGAAGCACCCGCCCGGUCUCCUGUAGACGAAGCGACCGAGGCCACCCAAGCCACUGAGAGCACUGAACCUGCAGUUUCGCAAGAAGCUGUAACACAUCAACUGGACACCCUGACUCUUGGACCGGAGAAGGACAUCACGCCAGAAGAGAUACAACCUGAGCAGACCGAGGAAACAGCCCCAGAUGAUGAUGAGGAUGAGGAUGGCUGGAUCACACCAUCGAACUUGAAGAAGCAUCAAGACAAGGACCAACAGUCGGCACCAGAACAACCGAUCCAAAAGGUCCUUCAGGUGGCUCUUCUCACCUCAGAUUACGCCAUGCAGAACGUCCUUCUGCGCAUCAACCUCAACCUCGUAUCACCCAGCAUGGCCCGCAUCACUCGCGUCAAGACAUGGGUCCAGCGCUGCCACGGCUGCUUCCAGAUCACCCGCAAUAUGAGUAAACAGUUCUGCCCCACGUGCGGGCAGGCUACCCUUACCAGAGUGAGCUGCUCGACAGAUCAGAGCGGCAACUUCCAGGUCUAUCUCAAGAAGAACUUCCAGUACAACAACAGGGGUGCCGUCUACAGUGUACCAAAGCCGACCCAUGGUACAUCCAAUGGAAAGUACAGGGGACAAGGUGGUGGUAAGAAUGGUUGGGGACGGGACCUGAUCCUCGCCGAGGACCAGAAGGAGUAUGUCCAAAGGUCUGAAAACGACAAGAGAUUACGGCAGCGGGAUUUGAUGGACGAGGAUUACCUGCCGGGUAUUUUGACGGGACACAGGCAGAACGGGCCAGGCAGGAUAAAGGUGGGUGCUGGACGCAAUGUGAACUCGAAGAAGAGGAAUUAGAAGUAGAAGAGCCGUACACUCCGUAGACAGUGAUACCACGAAUGCAUGACACUUUUGAUGACCAGACAAGAUA